Tarenaya hassleriana is the source of this 1979-nucleotide messenger RNA. RefSeq lists its product as uncharacterized. Gene Ontology annotation, cellular component: CCR4-NOT complex. Gene Ontology annotation, molecular function: ubiquitin-protein transferase activity. The record is from RefSeq and is a predicted model, not a curated record. The transcript is spliced from 3 exons. The coding region runs from base 152 to 1177 and encodes 341 amino acids. Gene Ontology annotation, biological process: protein ubiquitination. NCBI's taxonomy places the organism in Eukaryota, Viridiplantae, Streptophyta, Magnoliopsida, Brassicales, Cleomaceae.
AUUCUCUCUCACACAUCAACAAACAAAAGGAAAAUAAAAAUCGCACGUCUCUCUCUACGAAUCCCGAUUAGGGUUUUUCAGAAUCUUCAGUCUCGCGAUCGAUUCUUCUUUCCUUUGUUUUCUGCUUUCUCGUUAGGAUCCUCUCGAAGCCAUGAUUUCGGAUUCGAUCACCAACGCUUCUGCAACUGCAGCCCCCAGCGCGAGGGAUUUCGGCAAGAAGAAGAGGACCAACAGGUCCGCUAAAUUGAAACAGUGCAAGCUGGAUGCCCGUCGUGAGCAAUGGCUUUCUCAAGUUGCUGCGAAGAAUAAGGGGUUUAAGGGGGAGAUGAACCCCAAUCAAAGAACUGGGUGUGAAAAAUCCGAUGAAAGGGAGAGAGACAACAGUCCGGUGGAGAAUUUGGAUAGGGGGCGUAAGGAAGAGGAUAAUGACGGAACAUUCCAUCAGGAGAGUUUUAUGGAGUCACCUUCCAAUAGCCCUACCAGUAGUAUCCUGGAUGGGACUGAUUUAAGCCAUAGUUUCAGUGGCAGCAGCAGGAGUAGCAGUAGCAGCGGGAGUGGUGGCUUUUGCUCUGGUAAUAUAACCGAGGAGGAAGAUGGAGAUGACGAUGGGUGUUUGGAUGACUGGGAGGCUGUUGCUGAUGCCUUAGCCGCCAAUGACAAGCAUGAGAAAGAAAAUCUUCCCGAGUUGUGCCAAGACCCUGAGACUGUCAGACAACUGGCUUCUCCAAGGGAUUCAAUUAAUGGCUUUGUUCCACACAAUGGUUCAGGUGUGGGUGUUAUGGAUGGAAAGCAAGAUUGUCAGAGGACGGUAUCGGGGAUGCAAAAGAGCAACCGGGCAUGGCGUCCAGAUGAUGAGCUUCGCCCUCAGACCCUGCCUAACUUGUCAAAGCAGCACACUUUUCCAGCCAUGGACAGGCAUUUUAGUACUGUGGCUACACCAUCGUCAUGUCCCAUCUGCUAUGAGGAUCUGGAUUUAACAGAUUCAAACUUUUUGCCAUGUCCAUGUGGUUUCCGGCUCUGCCUUUUCUGUCACAAGACGAUAUGUGACGGGGAUGGACGUUGUCCUGGUUGCAGGAAACCGUAUGAUCAGGAUGCAGUCAAGGCUGAGGCUAGUGUCCAAGGAGGUGGUCUGACAAAUCGGUUGGCUCGUUCGUCUAGCAUGUUUUGCAGGUCAUAGAGAGGAAGUGUCUUUUGGUUCACCGUAUGUCCGUCUCUUUCUUUACCACAUGUGUUGCAUUCGUCAUUAGUCUCAGACUCUGGUUCUCUAGUUUAGAUGUGGGUAUAGGAUUGCCUUUUGGCACCCAGGAACUUGAGCUCUGUUUUUAUGCGAUUGACUCUUCUUCUUCUAAAGCAUGUGGGGAUGUAGAAUGGUGUGUGAAUACAUAAAGUGGUACAGAAAUUCAAAUAAAGUUCGAGUAUGUUAAUUUCUCUAUUUUAAAGACUUUUACUUCUCUGUAAUAUAUAUAAGGUCGCAUUUUUUUCUCUAACUCUUUCCGUUUUCCCUGUUUUAUCUGAUGCAAUACUAUGGACUGCGAGUGCUAUCCCUGAGUGAUUCUUUCUAUCAGCAGCUGGUUCAUGCAAUGAGACAACAUAUUGAAGGUCAAGAGUUCUUGCUGCUUUGGUCUAUUCUCCCAAGCUUCUCAGUUUUGUUACAACUUUUCCAAGUAAACAUGCACUGGAGAACCCAUUUUGAAUGCAAGGGCAUGUUGGAAUAGAAAGAUCCCUUUUAACCUUGCAAAGAUCCUUCAUGGAAGACCCUGCAUCAUUUGCCUCUUUCUAUCAAGUGCUUAAACUGAGGGUUAUCACCAAAGGAGUGAUCAUUAUAUUAAGCAUAUAUUGAGUCAGAAACAUAUAAGUGGUGGUGCUUCUCUUUAAUGUCUUGCCCAGAAAAUAUUUUUUCGAGGUUCAUGCUCGAACCGUCUCUGUCUGUGUCUGUGGCUGUUCGGUCUCCUUUUAUCCCCUGUGUCUUCCUUUGGCUG